AGGGCUGGCAGCUCCCUGAAGGAAAAGGGCUUGUGUUCUGCCGUUCAACUUGUCAGUCAACUCGUGCCAGCACCCCGUGCGUCUGCCUCCCCAGCCACACCCUCAUUACAUGUGUCUGUCUGGCCUGCUCUGUUCAUCUGUUCAGAGGCGCUCCUGACAAGCCAGGAUUUUCCCCCUUUUUCUCUUGCUGUGAAUUAAGAGGAAGAUCUAUUUCAGCCUAGUCUCUCUCACCCUCCCUCCCCUUCGCUGCCACCACCACCACCACCACCACCACCACACCCCAUCAGAGGAGCAGGAGGAGGAGGAGGAAGAAGAAGAGGAGGACGAAGAGGGGGCUUCUUACUUUAUGUAGCUUCACAUUCAUUCCUUGUUUACAGUUUCCCCGACCUCAAUCUCUAGAAUGGAAGAGACUGAACUGGUGAAGGAGAGACUCCAGGCCAUUACAGACAAAAGGAAAUUGCAAGAAGAAAUCUCACAAAAGCGUCUGAAAGUAGAGGAAGAAAAGCUAAAACACCAGCAUUUGAAGAAAAAAGCCUUGAGGGAGAAAUGGCUCCUGGAUGGAAUAAACAGUGGAAAAGAGCAAGAGGAAAUGCAGAAGCAAAAUCAACAAGACCAACACCAAACCAAAGUUCUAGAGCAAAGCAUCCUAAGACUUGAGAAAGAGAUUGAAGAGCUUGAAAAAGCAGAAUUGAAAAUCUCAGUUCAUGAAGAGGCAAUUUUAAAAAAACUAAAAUCAGUCGAAAGAACAGCAGAAGACAUUAUAAAGUCUGUGAAGGUGGAAAAGACAGAAAAACCAGAAGAAACCAUUGAAGACAUCUAUGCCAAUAUCCCUGAUCUUCCAAAAUCCUAUGUACCAUCUAGGUUACGGAGGGAAAGAGAUGAAGCAAUAGAAGAGGAUGAGCAAAAUAGAAAAGCUUUGUACACCAUGGAAAUUAAAGUUGAAAAAGAUAUGAAGACUGGAGAGAGCACUGUACUAUCUUCAAUACCUCUCCCAUCUGAUGACUUUAAAGGUACAGGCGUAAAAGUUUAUGAUGAUGGCCGAAAAUCAAUCUAUGCAGUCAGCUCCAAUCACCAUGUUGCACAUAAUGGCACUGAUGAUCUAGCACCCAUUGAGGUGGAGGAACUUUUAAGACAAGCCUCAGAGAGAAAUUCUAAAUCUCCAACUGAAUAUCAUGAGCCUGUGUAUGCCAACCAGUUUUGCAGACCUUUAACCCCACAGAAAGAAGGGGUAACUCCUGGACCAAAUAUCCAAGAAAGGAUGCACAUUCAAGCUAAUGGACUAGGCACUAGUUUAAAUGGUUCUUCACACAACUUGGGAAAUGGCUUACAGAAGGACAAUCAUCUCAGCCCCAUGCGACCAAUACCUCGCCCCAGAUCAGUGGUUCAGCAUACAGAAGAUAACGUUCGUACCCAUCCAAAGAUGAUGCCAUCUUGGGAAGAAACAAAUGUGAUGCAAGAGGAAUGCGUUCCCUUUUCCAAAGCAAGAGAGAGCACUCAAGAGCCAACCAUUAGGAAGUCAGUACAGCAGUGUUCUUCACCAAAUGUCCAGGAAGAUGAGGAAGACAUCAAGUACAAUGUUGUUCAGUCCAUGCCUUGUAAUGUAGAUGAAUCAAAACCUGUUACCAUGAUUUUCAUGGGGUAUCAGCAAGCAGAAGAGGAGGAUGAAGAAGAAAAAAAGUUCCUAACAGGGUAUGAUGGAAUCAUCCAUGCAGAGCUGGUGGUGAUUGAUGAUGAUGAUGAAGAGGAGGAAAGAGAAACUGAGAAACCAUCCUAUCAUCCCGUGGGCCACUACAGUAAGGUUUACCAACCUGCUAAGCCAACACCACUCCCCAGGAAGAGAUCAGAAGUCAACCCACAUGAAAACUCAAGCCAUCAAUCACCUCACAAAAAGUCCAUAGCCCUGAAUGACCAAAAGGAAAUCUUAAACCACCCCAUCCAUCAUCCUAAUCUUGAUGGCCAGAGAGCUAGAGAUGAGACAGAGGAUCCUUCCCUCACAGGAGCUCUUCUCUGUAUUAAAACUAUGAAGUCGGGACCUGGAAGCACCGGUCCCAUGGUGUUUUCAAAGAACCAACAAUGAUAAGACCAGAAUUUGAUGGUCCCCAUCUGAACUAUCUUCAUAUCCUCUGACUUCUGACCUAUGGAGAUCAGACAGUUGAGACCACAGAUGUGAACAUACACUGCCAUCUCUAAUAAAUAGCCCAGCAAUUUCUGAAUACCUAAAAGAAGACAAUGAAACUUCAAAAACCAAUGCCAUUGAGGAAAUGAGUAAUGCUAUGCUCUUGGAAAAGUGAUGUUGUCCAACCAACAAAUUGGCAAAGACGGUACAAGACAAAAAUAAUUAAUGUUGCAGGGCUGUGGAAAGACAGGCAGAUGAAUGAACUCUUGGUGGAGAUGCGAUAAUCAAUUUCUGGCAAACAAAUUUGGAAUUACACUUUACAAAUCCCCAAACUGUACAUAUCCUUGAUAUAGUGAUACUACCACUAGACACAUACUACAAGGAGGCCAAAGACAGAUGAAAAGUUCCUAUAUAUUAAAAAAUAUAUAUAAUAGCACGUUUUGUAAUAACAAAGCACUGGAAGGGAAAAAGGAUGGAAAUCAAGAAGGAAAGACUGAACAAAUUGUGGUAUAUGAAUAUAAUGGAAUAUUAUUAUACCAUUAAGAAAUGAUGAAUAUGAAAAACAUGAAAAGUCUUGUACAAAUUGAUUCAGAGCAAAGUAAGCAGAUACAAGAGAACAAGUUACAAGAUGCCCAUAAUAAUGAAAAGGAAAGAAACUGAAAGGAUUUGGAACUCUGAUCAAUGCUGUGACCAAUCAUGACUUUGGAGGACUUGAAGAUGAAGUAUACCCCCACUUAUCUUCAAAGAGGUGAUAGCAGAAUGAAGGGUGCAUUUUCUCUGACAUUACAAAUGUGUUGAUUGGCUUUGAUUGGCUAUAUUUAUUAUAGGAAUAAGUUGAAGUGGAGAACUGGAGUAGUCAUUAUGAAAAGUUUUUUUUUUCAAGAAAAAAAAAAACAGCAUCAAUAAAGCCUGCCAAAGAAGGAAAGAAAAGUGAUGCUGUCACCAUGAAGCAGUGAGGUCGGUCGGGUUCUCCUGACUACUGGCAGUUGACAUCUAGAAGCAGUGAGAUUACUAGGAUUAGGUAAAGCUAAAAUACCAAGUUUUAGCAGAAAUUGGCAUGUGGAUCUAAUUAGACUGGAAUCAACAGAUCAGGCUAAGAGCCAAGCAUUAGCAGGGGACCAGACAGGCUGACUCUUGCUGAAUCACUUUAGACUAUGAAAAUAGUGGCUAAUCACCAGGGCUCAUGGGCAAGGUCAGACAAUGGACAAUGGACAAGGUCACAGAAUAGAACAGAGAGAACUCUACAAGGCAGAAAUGAGGAGCCACAUUUCUAUC
Dromiciops gliroides (monito del monte) is the source of this 3391-nucleotide messenger RNA. RefSeq names its product palmdelphin (gene PALMD). The record is from RefSeq and is a predicted model, not a curated record. Gene Ontology annotation, biological process: regulation of cell shape. The coding region runs from base 401 to 2077 and encodes 558 amino acids. Gene Ontology annotation, cellular component: membrane; cytoplasm. Lineage: Eukaryota; Metazoa; Chordata; Mammalia; Microbiotheria; Microbiotheriidae. The transcript is spliced from 8 exons.